This is a messenger RNA of Acipenser ruthenus (sterlet), 1651 nucleotides long. RefSeq names its product peptidyl-prolyl cis-trans isomerase FKBP2-like. The coding region runs from base 98 to 514 and encodes 138 amino acids. Gene Ontology annotation, molecular function: peptidyl-prolyl cis-trans isomerase activity. The transcript is spliced from 6 exons. Gene Ontology annotation, biological process: protein peptidyl-prolyl isomerization. Lineage: Eukaryota; Metazoa; Chordata; Actinopteri; Acipenseriformes; Acipenseridae. The record is from RefSeq and is a predicted model, not a curated record.
AGGAGAUAAAACCGGAACUUGUAUUAUUUGCUUCCUGUGUUGAACUUCGUGUGGCGGACAGAGGAACGAAUAACAAAAAUAAUAGUCUUCCUCCAGGAUGAAGGCCGGUCUUGUCGGAGCGGUGUUGCUUGUGGCUCUCUGCUCUUUUUGCCAUGGCGACGAGGGGAAGAAGAAACUGCAGAUCGGGAUUAAGAAGAGGGUGGAUAACUGCCCGCUCAAAUCGCGCAAGGGAGACGUCCUGCACAUGCACUACACCGGUAAACUGGAAGAUGGCACCGAGUUUGAUAGCAGCCUGCCACGAAACCAGCCGUUCACCUUUACCCUGGGCACAGGGCAGGUCAUCAAAGGCUGGGACCAAGGCCUUCUUGGGAUGUGCGAAGGAGAGAAAAGAAAACUGGUCAUUCCUUCUGAACUGGGGUAUGGAGAUAGGGGAGCCCCACCAAAAAUCCCAGGUGGCGCUACUCUGAUCUUUGAAGUGGAGCUGCUGAAGAUCGAAAACCGAUCAGAACUGUAAAUUUGCAAACCAAAUCCCUCACACUGCCACAAUAAAGAACGGCAUUUCAGCAACAUGCUUACUGAUUUUGAUGUGCAACCAACUGAUUGCUUUACCGUUAUUAGACACACAAAUACCCCCACAAGUGUAGCUUACACAAGGUGUGCUGCAAAACUGUAUACCAACCAAAAAUACAUAUUUGUAUUAUUAUUUAGUCAUUUAGCAGAUGCUUUUAUCCAAAGCGACUUAAAGACUAGUUGGGGUGAACUAUGCAUCACAACUGCUGCUGCAGAGUCACUUCCAAUAGGACCUCGUUUUUAAGUCUCAUCCGAAGCCUAUUUCUGUUGGAAGAAAAUGUCUUUUGUUCGUUUGCAGAUUUUAGUUGCAGUUGCGCUUCUCCCCCAGCAGAUGUCACUGCUGCUCAGGGAAUCGCUCCUCUAGAGCUUGACUCAUGAAAGGUUUUGGGAGGAAUGUGUACUGUGAGUCGCACGUGGCAGUCUCUCACUGGCGUCUUGUCAUCUUCACAGCAGAAGCGAUUUAGUAGUGGAAUCUGCAAAGCGUUACUGUAGGUGUCGUGAAUCAUUCCUUUAAUUUUAAAGCAGUACAACGCAGCUAAGGAUUAAAUACGUACCGCAGCCUCCCAUUUAUUGAACAGUUUACAGUACCUGGCCACGUUUAGGUUCUGUUCAAGUUGAACUGUGAAAUAUGUCAGGAUCAUUUCAAAAUGCGGUUUUGAAUGAUUUUUUUUUCUUCCUUGGUAUUUACAAUCACGGUCCAAAUAUCUCUUGUUCCAGCGUUUUAUAAGAAAGUUAAGCUUUAUUUGUGGGAAACGCGUCUCCCUUGUAUCUUUUAAAGGGUUAAAUAGAUUUCAGCGGUGGUUAGCGCGGCUGCCUCGCAGCUCCAGGGUCCUGGGUUCGAUUCCUGGCCUCAGGGGUCUGUCUGUGUGGAGUUUGCAUGUUCUCCCCGUGUUUGCAGGUUUUUAUCAACCCUAAAAAUUAACAAUGUUAACAGUUAAUAAACUAAAAAUAAAAAACGGCCCUUCAAAUAAAUCGUGACGAAAUUCAAAAAAUGGUUGCAAACAUUAAAAACUAAAGGUGGAGAAAAACAAAUACAUUUUGAAAAUUGAAUCUAUUUUUUUUUUUUUUUUGUUUUUCUUUU